ACCAUGUGUUUGGUUUCUAACUCAUUACUUAUCAAUGCAACAUGGGUUCAGCCGUCCUCUUUCUCUUCUUCCUUGCCUUCUUCAUCUUCUUCAAUUUUCUUGGAAAUCAAAACAUGCAAAACCCUGAAAGAUUUGAAACAACUUCAUGCCUUAAAGAUCAAGACAGGUCGAAUUCGUGAUUCUUUGGUUGCAGCAGAAAUUCUACAGUUUUGUGCACUUUCGGAUUAUAGAGACCUCGAGUAUGCUCGUUCUGUUUUUUAUCAAAUGGAAGAGCCAAAUUGUUUCUCUUGGAAUACCAUAAUUAGAGYUUUUUCUAACAGCAACGACCCUCUGCAGGCAAUACUUAUAUUCAAUGACAUGCUUCAUGAUGAAUUAGUUGAACCUAAUCGCUUUACGUUCCCAUCUGUGUUAAAAGCAUGUGCUCAGAUUGCUAGACUUGAAGAAGGGAAGCAGGUCCAUGGCCAGGUUGUGAAGCGUGGAUUAGAUUCUGAUGAGUUUGUUCUUAGUAAUCUCGUUCGAAUGUAUGUGCUUUGUGGGAUCAUGAAGGAUGCUCACCAAUUAUUCAGCAAAACCAUUGAAUAUGGUGAAGCGUUGGAAGAUAGUACUACUAAUCAUAAACUAUUGAGGGUUAAUGAACUGUCCGUCGGUAUGGAUAAUUCUCACAAGAAAGUAACGUCCAAGAGGCGACGAGAUGGUAAUAUAGUUUUGUGGAAUGUGAUGAUCGAUGGGUAUAUCAGACUAGGGGACUUUGAGGCUGCAAGACAAUUGUUUGAUGAGAUGCCCCAAAGAAGUGUUGUAUCUUGGAAUGGAAUGAUAGCUGGGUAUGCUCAGAAUGGGUUCUUCAAGGAGGCCAUUGGGAUCUUUCGUGAGAUGCAAAUGGUUGAUGUACGACCAAAUUAUGUGACAUUAGUUAGUGUUCUCCCUGCAAUCUCUCGUUUGGGUGCUUUGGAAUUGGGAAAGUGGGUUCAUGUGUAUGCAGAGAAAAACAGAAUUGAGGUUGAUGACGUUCUUGGUUCUGCUUUGGUUGACAUGUAUUCCAAGUGUGGGAGCAUAGAGAAGGCACUUCAGGUAUUUGAGCGGUUUCCUAAGAGGAAUGUAGUCACUUGGAAUGCCAUCAUUGGAGGACUUGCGAUGCAUGGACGGGCAAUGGAUGCACUUGACCACUUCUCCAAGAUGGAACAAUCAGGAGUGACACCUAGCGAUGUAACUUACAUUGGUGUUUUGAGUGCGUGUAGCCAUGCGGGGUUGGUGGAUGAAGGUAAAUCUUACUUUAGGCAGAUGGUCAGAGUCGGGUUAAGACCUAGGAUUGAACAUUACGGGUGCAUGGUUGAUCUAUUGGGACGUGCUGGGUUACUAGAAGAGGCUGAGGAGAUUAUUUUGAAUAUGCCCAUUGAACCAGAUGAUGUGAUAUGGAAGGCUCUACUUGGUGCUUGUAAGAUGCAUGGCAAUGUUGAAAUUGCAAAACGUGUUGCAAAGUAUCUCAUGGAAAUGGUUCCUCAUGACAGUGGGAGCUAUGUGGCUUUAUCGAAUAUGUAUGCCUCUUUAGGCAACUGGGAAGCUGUUGCCCAGGUGAGGUUGAUGAUGAAGGAGCUUGACAUAAGGAAAGAUCCUGGAUGUAGUUGGAUCGAGCUUGAUGGGAUAAUUCACCAGUUCCUUGUCGAAGAUGACACCCAUACAAAAGCUAGAGAGAUCCACUUAAUGCUGGAGGAGAUGGCAGAUCGCUUGAGGCUUGCUGGCUACACUCCAGACACAACACAAGUAUUGCUUAAUGUGGAUGAGGAAGAGAGAGAAAGCGCAUUAUCUUAUCACAGUGAAAAGAUCGCAAUUGCUUUUGGCUUGAUUAGCACAAGCCCUGGAACAACGUUGAGGAUAGUCAAGAACCUACGGAUUUGUGGGGAUUGUCAUUCAUCAAUAAAACUUAUUUCAAAAAUAUAUAAUCGUAGGGUGGUAGUGAGGGACCGAAAUCGUUUCCACCAUUUCGAGAAUGGAUUGUGUUCAUGCAUGGACUUCUGGUGAUAUUUGCACAAGGGAUGGGACCAUCACGGGAAGGGAAGAAUGUACUUAUUCCAUGUACAGUUUAUUUCAUGAAUCAGAUAUACCAUUUUUCCGGGCUGA
Molecule: messenger RNA, 2115 nt
Organism: Nelumbo nucifera (sacred lotus)
Lineage: Eukaryota; Viridiplantae; Streptophyta; Magnoliopsida; Proteales; Nelumbonaceae
Gene: LPA66
Product: Pentatricopeptide repeat (PPR) superfamily protein
Biological process (GO): RNA modification
Molecular function (GO): protein binding; zinc ion binding; RNA binding
Source: RefSeq, a predicted model, not a curated record